Messenger RNA from Cryphonectria parasitica EP155, 1623 nucleotides. RefSeq lists its product as uncharacterized. NCBI's taxonomy places the organism in Eukaryota, Fungi, Ascomycota, Sordariomycetes, Diaporthales, Cryphonectriaceae. Gene Ontology annotation, molecular function: metalloendopeptidase activity. Gene Ontology annotation, biological process: CAAX-box protein processing. The transcript is spliced from 5 exons. Gene Ontology annotation, cellular component: endoplasmic reticulum membrane. Bases 1 to 1533 code for a protein of 510 amino acids. The record is from RefSeq and is a predicted model, not a curated record.
AUGCCAACUCCCUUAGAUAAUGCGAUGAAGUCCAAGAACCUUUUCUUGGCCUUCGGGGGCCUGGUCACAGCCGUCGGCGUCUGGUCCAUCUGGGGCGGAGACUUGUUUCCCUCGCAAGACGACCCAACUGGAGAACCAGAUUCUUGGACACGCGAGGAUAUGCGAAGAUGGCUUGCUGCUCGCCUUGCCAAUUUCCUCGACCGGCCUCUCUUCCCGUGGAAGAAGCUCAUCAUCGGUUUCUCAGUCGCGCAAUAUCUGUUCGAAGGUUUCCUGUCCCUGCGUCAGUACCAAGUCUUGAAGAAGAACAAACCACCAAAGGUAUUGGAACAGCAAGUCUCGCAAGAAGUAUACGACAAGAGCCAGGCGUACGGUCGCGCCAAGGCGAAAUACGAACUCGUCAGCGGUCUCUACAGCCAAAUACAGAACAUUGCCUUCAUUCACUUCGAUAUCCUCCCCAAGCUGUGGUCAUGGAGCGGUCACCUUCUCCUCCGCUUCGCGCCCGCCCGCUUUACCGGUGAAAUCUCGCACUCGAUCGUCUUUGUCCUGGCCUUCACACUUGUUUCGCAGAUCCUGUCCCUGCCGACUUCUAUCUACCACACGUUCGUCCUCGAGGAGAAGUUCGGCUUCAAUAAGCAAACGCCCCAGCUCUUCAUCUCGGACAAGCUCAAGUCCCUGGGUCUGACUGUUGUCCUAACUCCGCCGAUCCUGGCCGCCUUCCUCGCGAUCAUCCAGAAGACCGGCAAGCAGUUCUUCUACUACCUCUGGCUGUUCGGUGCUGGUCUCCAGGUCUUUAUGAUUACCAUUUGGCCAAUCGUGAUCACACCCCUGUUCAACAAACUCACGCCCCUGGAACCCGGUUCUCUGAAGGACAAUGUCGAGGCUCUCUCGGCGAAGCUCAAGUUCCCUCUGACCGAGCUGUAUGUCAUUGACGGCAGCAAGCGGAGUGCACACAGCAACGCCUACUUUUUCGGCAUGCCUUGGAAGAAGCAUAUUGUCAUCUAUGACACCCUGAUCGAGAAGAGCGACACUCAGGAGGUUACUGCUGUGCUUGCCCACGAAUUGGGCCACUGGAGUUUGGGUCACACCACGAGACUCUUUGGCAUUUCUCAGUUCCACUUCUUCUAUAUCUUCUCUCUGUUCUCCGUCUUCAUCAACAACCAGUCUUUGUAUGCAGAUUUCGGCUUCACGGCCACGCGGCCCAUCAUCAUCGGCUUCAUCUUGUUCUCUGAUGUCCUCGCGCCUAUGGACGUGUUAAUCAAGCUGGGCAUGAAUAUUCUUAGUCGUCGUUACGAGUUUCAGGCUGAUGCCUUUGCACGCAACCUGGGAUACUCGGCGGAUCUGGCCAAGUCGCUCAUCAAGCUGCAGGUGCAGAACCUCAGCACUAUGGAUGCCGACUGGAUGUUUGCUAGCUACCACUUUUCGCACCCCAUCUUGACCGAGAGGCUCAAGGCUCUUGAUUGGCAGCCCACCGAGAAGGUGGCUGUGGAAGAGAAGGAUGGUGUCGCGAAGGCAACGGGGAGGGAUGAGUUGUAAGUCUCUGUCUAGGUCUACUCGCAAGAGGACUAUGAGAUCAUCUAGCGCAAAUCAACUGGAAAGAUUGAAUUAUGGAAUUGUUUAUAUACC